This is a messenger RNA of Exophiala xenobiotica, 318 nucleotides long. RefSeq lists its product as uncharacterized. NCBI's taxonomy places the organism in Eukaryota, Fungi, Ascomycota, Eurotiomycetes, Chaetothyriales, Herpotrichiellaceae. The transcript has 2 exons. The record is from RefSeq and is a predicted model, not a curated record. The coding region runs from base 1 to 318 and encodes 105 amino acids.
AUGCCUUUCGAACACGCCAUGGACGAAAUACAAGAUGGAAUGCACGACGUAAAGGAGGGCAUGGAAGACAUGGGCCACCACGCCGAGAAUAUGUUUGACGGCGACCACCAUGAUGGCGGCCAUUGCGAAGACGAGCAUGGCUGGGGCCACCAUGACGGCGAUGAACAUGGCGAGCAUGGCGGUGAUUGCGACGACGAGCAUGGCUGGGGUCACCACGGCGGUGAUGAACACGGGCAGCAUCACGAAUAUGGUGAUGAUGACUGCGGAGACGAAGGUGGCGACGAGUGCCAUGACGGAGGCGAACACGAGGACUGCUAG